Messenger RNA from Bombus huntii, 2536 nucleotides. It is a transcript of the gene Hacd1, whose product is annotated as very-long-chain (3R)-3-hydroxyacyl-CoA dehydratase hpo-8. Gene Ontology annotation, molecular function: 3-hydroxyacyl-CoA dehydratase activity. Gene Ontology annotation, cellular component: endoplasmic reticulum membrane. The coding region runs from base 1771 to 2457 and encodes 228 amino acids. The transcript has 6 exons. Gene Ontology annotation, biological process: very long-chain fatty acid biosynthetic process; sphingolipid biosynthetic process; fatty acid elongation. NCBI's taxonomy places the organism in Eukaryota, Metazoa, Arthropoda, Insecta, Hymenoptera, Apidae. The record is from RefSeq and is a predicted model, not a curated record.
UUAAAUAUUUCAAAUACUUAUUUUUUAAAUAGUUCUUGAAAACUUCGAAUUUUUUUAUUGUUAAUAUGAUUAUAUUUUUAAUAGAUAUAGAUAUUAAAAAAUUUAAGGUGUACAAAUCUAUAUGUGCGGAGCACGUUUAUUUGCUAUGUUAUUGCGAUUUAUUACGUCAAAAUUUAUUUAUGAAUUCAGAAAGAAAAUGGCAAUUCAUUAACAUAUUAAUAUUGAAUUAAUUUUAUAAUUUACAUUUGUCUUGACGUAUAUAAGUAGAAGAGUGUAACACGUACGUAGACCGUAGUGGUACACAUUGUACAUAUAUGGACAUACAGUCAGUCUCGAAAACAUUUAGACACUAGCCCAACUUCAUAUUCUACUUGAUGUAAAAAGAAGUGAGUCUUUAUGUCUCAGAAAUAUUCGGACAAUUUAUAUAUUGAUGUUAAAAGAUCUAAACUGAUAAUUUUUUAUAAAAGUUUGAUAUAUAUAUCCGGGACUCCUUUUGUUUAAUAACAUAUUUUAAGCACUUUAAUAUGUUGAAGAUUAUGUUUUGUUAGUAAUCGAGACUGUAUUUUAUUCCUCUAUUAUACGAAUUUACCAUUUUUCUUUAUUUAUUUAUUGUUGUCUUUUACUAAUUCUACGGUCCAGAUCAUUCUAUAUUUCUAGUCAUACUUCUGUAAGAAUAAAUACAAGAAUAUUAGGCCAUAUCAAAAAUUUAAGUUAAACAAAAAGCAACAAUAAAUACUAAAGAAAAAUGAUUAAAUUCGUCUAAUUUAUACGUAUAAAAUAAAGUUCCCGAAAAGCAUCUGUAUAUUUGGAUUAAUCUCAAGAAUCACUGGACAGACAUUGGUGCGAUUUUCAUUAUUUUAAAGCGCAUUUCUCGAAUAAGGUUUAGGUGUGAAACAUUAACCUAUGACGAAAGGAAGCAGGAGUCGAAAAUAUAAACCAGAGAUUACAGAUAUUCACAACGCAACAACGAUCUUCUUCGCUACAAUCGUAUUUUGUUUAAAAUCUGCCACGAUAUAGCGAGGAAAUAUGAUCCCCCCUUCGAGCAAUGUCUUUCUCUUUUCGAUGUGCGGCAUGUCUGAUGUUUCACGACUUCAUUGUAUGACAAUCUGUGUUAUUUCGCGAACUGCAGAAUAAUUACCGAGCCAAUAGAAAUUCACAAAAUCGUCAGCCAUUUUAUUAAAAAAGAUUAUAUGUAUAAGAUUUCGGGCAAAGAUAGGGUAUAUCAGAGGCUAAUAAAGGAUUAAAAUACAGUAUCGAUUACUCACACAAGAUGAUUUUUAAUAGAUUAAAUUAUUUAAGAUAAUUAUUGAAUAAAAGUAAUCGGAUAAAAUAUUACACUUUUAUAAAAAAAACUGCCAUUUCAGUCCUUUUAACAUCAAUUUAUAAGUGCCCAAAUAUUUUUGAGGCCGGCUAUAUAUAGUUUUGCAUUUUGUACUGGAUUUUUUUUAACAUUGGAGGGACAAAGUCAUUCACAUUAACAUUUUUACAGUUUUAGAAAUUAUUCUUAAUUACCAAGGUGAAGUUCGUAGAAGCUAUAUAGGAAAUUGCUACGUUCCUGCUCGGGUUAAAUGCUGUAUGUACAUAUGUAAAUAUGUAUGUAUGUAUGAGUAGCGUACUACACUUACAUACUAUACUUGACUCUACCCGUAAUCGCCAGUUCACGUUGUACAUCCGACGAGUUAUGAAUUCGAAAGGCACGUAGAAGUAUAAUAAUUAUUUAUUAUUACUGUUAUAAAUAAGUAAAGUCACACUGAAUUAAAAAAUAUAAAUAUGAAAUCGAAGAAAACAAAUAACGUCGGAUUAUUGUAUUUAAAGACUUAUAAUUUGCUACAAGUAUUUGGUUGGAGUUAUAUACUUUAUAAAUUUGUAGUGAAUGAUUUUUCUUCUACGACAGAAGCAAAUUUGUGGCAGAAUGUUAAAUGGCCUGUUGUUAUUUUUCAACAUGCUGCUCUUUUAGAAAUAAUCCAUGCUGCAACUGGUUUAGUUAAAUCAAACCCUGUACUUACAACUUUUCAAGUGUUUAGUCGUAUUAUAGUAGUGAGUGGUGUAUUGUUGGCAACUCCAAAUAAUUAUGCGGCGUCAUCUCAUGGUCUUCCAUUAGCCAUCUUAGCAUGGUCAAUAACGGAAAUAAUUCGAUAUUUGUUUUACUAUAUGAAUCUCAAUGAAUUUGUUCCUUAUUUUCUCACAUGGCUAAGGUAUACGUUAUUUAUUGUAUUGUACCCAAUAGGUGUAACUGGAGAAUUAUUAUGCAUAUAUUCAGCUGUAAAUUAUGCAAACUCUCAUCCUGAAUUCUGGAGUUACAAACUUCCUAACUCAUGGAAUUUCAUAUUUAGUUAUUAUUUCAUUCUUAUAACUAUUAUGCUAUCAUAUAUUCCUCUUUUCCCACAAUUAUAUUUGCAUAUGUUUGCUCAAAGACGUAAAAUUAUAGGAGGUGAAACAUCCAAGAAAGCGAAUUAAUAUAAAGGAAAUUUUGAUAUAUUUUAUUAAUAUUUUAUAAUAUUUAUGAUAAAAAUAAAUAUUACAAUAUAUAGCAUGA